Molecule: messenger RNA, 5043 nt
Organism: Colossoma macropomum (tambaqui)
Lineage: Eukaryota; Metazoa; Chordata; Actinopteri; Characiformes; Serrasalmidae
Product: cell migration inducing hyaluronidase 1
Exons: 29
Coding region: 231-4283 (1350 amino acids)
Source: RefSeq, a predicted model, not a curated record
UGCAGAAGCCGCUUUUGGGUUGCUUUUGCGUUUUCCUCCGCGAAGCGCACAGAGAGUUUUCCGCCUUGGUGCUGCUCUGGACUUCUUUAUUCUUCUUGUUUGUGGACGUUCAGAGAGGAAGCGACACGUCCACAGGUGCGGGUCCCGCUCAUCCGUUCUCGACGCGUGCACAGGACGCAGCAGGUGCCUUGAAACUCAGUCUGGCUGAAAUCUACCGACAGCGCUGAAAAAUGAGGACCUGUGUUGCACUUCUCGGAGCUGUUCUCGUUCUGCCCAUUAUUCAGGCUGUUUGUCCAGAUAAGGUACCCGGCCUGCAGCCCUGGACCCCCGGCUUUAGUGAAGCCCACCAUGUCACCAUCGGUUAUGGCCGCAAAGUGCUCCUGACCUCCUCUGCCACUGUCCACUCCAUUGAAAUCCUGCAUGGAGGAAAGCUGGUUAUUGCUGAUACGAAUCUGCCCAUCUUGCUGCGAGCCAAACACAUUCUGAUAGGCAACAAAGGGGAGCUUCACAUUGGGAGUGCAGACUGUCCAUAUAAAGGAAACCUCACCAUCUCCCUCUAUGGCAGGUCUGACGACAGCGACGAAGAGCACAGUUACUUCGGGCGUAAGUACAUUGGCGUAGGAACCGGAGGAACUCUGGAGAUUCACGGCCAGAAGAAGCUGUCGUGGACAUUCCUUAACGAAACUCUACAUCCUGGAGAAGGCAAUGAGAACAGUUACCACUUUGAGCGAAGCUGGGGCAACAGGGGCAUCAUCGUCCACAUCAUUGACCCAAAAACUGGAGAGGUGCUUCACAAUGAUAGGUUUGACACAUACCGCAGUAAAGACGAAAGCAGACGACUGGCACAGUAUGUAGAGGGAGUGGAGAAUGGCCAGAUUUUGGCCAUGGUGGUGAACGAUGAAGGAUCCAACAACCUGGAGGAUACAGCCAGGAAGGCUCUGUCCAAGCUGGGCAGCCGUCACUUUCACCGGCUUGGUUUCAGGCAUCCAUGGAGUUUCAUUACAGUGAAAGGAGACACAGCCUCAGCAGUGGAGGAUCACGCCAUUUAUCAAGGAACUAAAGCAUCAUCUGAGGCCAGAAGUGUCCAGGCCUUCCACUCCGGCUAUGGAGAACGUUUCACCAUCACCACUGUCAGCCAGUGGGUCCAGGAGGCUGAGUGGACCGAGUGGUUUGACCGUGAUGACGAAAGAGGCUCAGGAGACUGGGAGAAGCUUUCAGACCUCCAUAAGGCGUUUCCUGAGCGACUGUGCAGCAACCCCUUGGAUAUUGAGGCUGAAACCCUGGACGGCAUCCCUGCCAACAUGACGGGCGAAGUGUUCUCCAAGUUUGACAAAAACUAUGGCUUUGUGUGCCUCAACAAGGACCAGCCACAAGGAAUCUGCCACAACUACCGUGUCCGCUUUCUCUGUGGCAAACUUGUCCGUCCACAGGCUUCCAUCUCCAUAGACACCCACUCCAACUGUAGUAUCCUGGAACUAGCAGAUGAAGCUCAAGGCUGGCAGCCAGGCGACAGGCUGGUGGUGGCCAGCACUGAUUAUUCAAUGCACCAGGCUGAAGAAUUCAGCGUUCUGCCCUGUCCCACCUGCACCAGCAACCAGGUCAAAGUAGAAGGUAAGCCUCAGUUCCUCCACAUGGGAGAAAUGGUGGAUGGGGUGGACAUGAGGGCCGAGGUCGGGCUCCUGAGCCGGAACAUCCUGAUCCGAGGAGAGAUGGAGGCCGGUUGCUAUGGCAGCGAAGCCUGCAAGUUCUUCAGCUUCGACACGUUUGGGGGACACCUGAAGGUGGAGCAUGGUUUCAGAGCAGUUCACAUUCAGGGUGUUGAGCUUGUGCACAUGGGUCAGCAGUCUAUGGGCCACUACCCCGUCCACUUCCACAUGAACGGAGACGUUGACCAGCGUGGGGGUUACGACCCACCCACCUACGUCAAGGACCUGUCUAUCCACCACACCUUCUCUCGCUGUGUCACUAUCCACGGCUCCAAUGGCCUGCUGGUGAAGGACGUUGUAGGUUACAAUGCUCUGGGUCACUGUUUCUUCACGGAGGAUGGCCCUGAGGAGAGGAACACGUUCGAGCACUGCCUCGGUCUGAUGGUGAAGGCCGGCACUCUGCUGCCCUCUGACCGCGACAGCAAGAUGUGUCGGGACAUCACAGACGGCGCUUACCCUGGCUACGUGGCCAAACCGCGACAAGACUGCAGUGCCACCUCCACCUUCUGGAUCGCUAACCCCAAUAAUAACCUGAUUGACUGUGCGGCUGCAGGCUCAGAGGAAACCGGAUUCUGGUUCAUUUUCCACCACGUCCCCACGGGUCCAUCAGAGGGCAUGUACUCUCCCGGCAAGACAGAGCACACUCCUAUGGGGCACUUCAUCAACAACAGAGCACACUCAAACUACAGGGCAGGGAUGAUCCUUGACAAUGGGGUAAAAACCACCCAGGCUAACGCCAAGGACAAGAGACCCUUCCUCUCACUCGUAGGGGCCAGGUAUGGCCCCCACCAGGACGCUGACCCCUUCAAGCCCAGGGUACCUGCCCUCAUCCACCACUUUGUGGCGUAUAAGAACCAGGACCAUGGAGCCUGGCUCAGAGGAGGAGAUGUCUGGCUGGACGACUGCCAGUUUGCUGAUAAUGGAAUUGGCCUUACUCUUGCCAGUGGAGGUACCUUCCCAGAUGAUGAUGGCUCCAGGCAGGAAGUGAAGAACUCUCUGUUUGUGGGAGAGAGUGAGAACAAAGGGAUGCCAACACCGGACAGCCGCACCUGGGGGCCUGGGGGCUUAGACCACAUUGGCCGGACCCUCCCCAGAGGAGUGGAUUUCCCCAUUCGUGGCAUGCAGAUCUACGAUGGUCCCAUCAACGUCCAGAACUGCACCUUUCGCAAAUACGUGGCUCUGAAUCGACGGCACACAAGUGCUUUCGGGUUCCGUCUGAACAACUCGUGGCAGAGCUGUCCCAACAACAACGUCACUGACAUCACCUUCGACAGCGUCCCGAUCACCUCCCGCGUGUUUUUCGGAGAGCCGGGUCCGUGGUUCAAUGAGAUGCAGAUGGACGGCGACAAGACCACCAUAUUCCACGAUGUGGACGGCUCAGUCAGCGAGUACCCCGGUGCCUUUCUGGUCAAGGAGGACAACUGGCUCCUGCGCCACCCAGACUGCAUUGACGUUCCUGACUGGAGGGCAGCCAUCUGCAGCGGGCGAUUUGCCCAGAUUUACAUCCAGGCACGGAACCCAGCCAACCUGAACAUGAAGAUGGUGAAGGAUGAGUAUUCAGAGCAUCCACUUGAGCUGGUGGGAGCGCUGGGGAAGAGGAACCACUACCAGCAGUACCAGCCUGUGGUCACACUGGCAAAGAGCUAUACUGUUCACUGGGACAGGGCAGCACCUGCCGAGCUGACCGUCUGGCUCAUUAACUUCAACAGAAAUGACUGGAUAACCGUCGGCUUCUGCUACCCGAAAGGCACGAACUUCACCAUCAUCUCUGACCUUCACAACCGGCUCACGAAGGAGACGAGGAAGACCGGCGUGUUCAUGAGAACCCUUCAGAGAGAGAAGAUGAGCCACACGCACCAGGCGCGAGGUUAUUAUUACUGGGACGAGGACACUGGGCUGCUCUUCCUCAGGGUCCAGGCACACAAUGAUAAGGAUGAUUUUGCCUUCUGCUCAGUGAAGGGCUGUGAAAGGAUCAAGAUUACGGCCAAAAUCCCAAAAGGCAGCGGCCCCAGCGACUGCAUGGAAGUGGCGUACCCCAAAUAUGCUGAAAUGCCUGUGGUGGAUGUGCCCAUGCCCAAGAAACUGCCCCGCUCCAGAUUGCCUCAAGCAUCUGAGCACUUUCUGGAAAUCAAGCUAGAGUCCUACAACACUCGCUUCUUCCACAUAAAAGAGGACUUUGCCUAUACAGAGGUCAAUGGUAAGAAGAUCUACCAAUCAGAAGACGGCGUGCAUGUGACAGUCCUGGAUGGCCAUACUGGCAAAGUGCUGGACACGAAAGGUUUCAGGAACGCUGUGCUGAUGGGCAUCCCGGCUCAGAUCGAGAACUACAUCAACAGCCUAAAAGACGAGUCAAUAGUGAUGAUCACCUCCAAGGGCAAGCUGGUCACAAGGGGGCCUUGGACCAAAAUACUUGAAAAACUGGGUGCAGAGCAGAAUGUGAAAUUGAAAGAUAAACUGGCCUUCGUGGGCUUCAAAGGCAGUUUCCGGCCCGACUGGGUUCGACUGGCUGUGGAUGAGGAGCGAGCGAAGCUGCACCAGGUGCUGCCCAUGCCCAUAGUGAGGGUGAUGAAGCUCUGAGAGAGACGAAGCUCGUCCCUGGACUUUCUCUCUUUCUCUCGCGGACUCUCACUAAAGCAUCACUGCCCACUGCCGGAGCGGAGCGGAGGCGCUCGGGCCCCGGCCGCGCCCGCACAGCCACACAGCAGAAUCUACAGCGUUACAUGAACACCUACAGGGUUCGUUUAAAGGGAUACUCCAGCAUUUGUCAAUGUCGUUUCUACUUGCUGCAUCUGUAUGUAAAAUGGACAAUAAUAACUUAAAAGCACCAAAAAACACAGAAAACUGAAAACGUAUAGUAGACGUCAUUGUGCAGUUUGUGCUUUUAGAACAUCUUCAUGAAUUCUAGUUAAAGGUGUUGGUAAAGUAGGCUGUAAUCUGUAUGAUAUAUAGAGAUGCAACGAUAUGGGAAUUCCAGGCCAAUGCCAAUAUCCGAUAUUUUUCAUGCAUACCUGCCGAUACUAAUGCUGAUACAUAAACAUUAAUAAAAGGCAGAAGUUUUUAGUAUAGUAACCCAGCGUCACCUAAGUGUUCUGCUCUUACGGAGUACAAUAAUGACAUCAAAUAUCGGCUUGAAACAUCAAUCAAAUUUAAACAUCUGUACAGAAGUCCAGAGAGGCCGUAAGCUCUUGCUAUAAUUUUCUGGUGUGUUAUCUUGUGAUAACAAGUUAAAUUUCUUAAGUUAACAACUUUGUUAUCUUGAGAUCACAGUAUAAUUAACUCAUAUAAAGAUAACAACUUUGUUAUCUUGCGCUCUAACAACUUUGUUAUCUUGAGAUCA